Messenger RNA from Guillardia theta CCMP2712, 1158 nucleotides. RefSeq lists its product as hypothetical. The transcript is spliced from 6 exons. Gene Ontology annotation, biological process: transmembrane transport. Lineage: Eukaryota; Cryptophyceae; Pyrenomonadales; Geminigeraceae. Bases 1 to 1158 code for a protein of 385 amino acids. The record is from RefSeq and is a predicted model, not a curated record.
AUGGCGAUGCGCCUCUUGUCCUGGCUGGCUUUCGGCAUCGCAUGUUAUCUUGCAAGAUCAUUCUAUGGGGUCAUCAUGGGAACAUUCAUCUUCUCCUUCGUUGGAAACUCGGUGGUUGCGCUGUGGGAGAGGCAGUCGGACUCUAUUAGGAAGUUUGCGAUUAGCCGGUUCGGCAUUAAGCUUCCUCACAUUUCCAGGCAAAUGCUGUCCGUCCUUUACAUCGUCGUCAUCAUCAACGCGAUCUUUUUUGCAACGUUCUUCACAGUGCCUCAAAUCAUCACGUCUUGGAGGUACCUGAAGCAGCUGCUCCUCUCGGACAACCCCUAUGUGGAGCUUGCAAACAGUAUCCACUCCAUCUUGGGGCCUGACGUCACCAUGCGCAUUGAAGUUCUCCUGACCUCCGUCUAUGGAGAACCCUCAAAGGCUGCUAUCCAGUCCUUAAAGCUCGCCGAGGGCUCCGCCCCGAUUCUCACCCUACAGCUGCAACAGAGCCUGAAGGGAUAUGUUCUGGCACUCUUGCCAGUUUUUAACAAAAUCCUGAGGAGCAGCAGCACAUGGCUGAUGCAAGUUCUUGUUUCGUUAUUUUUUUCUUUCAUCUGCAUAUUUGAUAAGGCACGCAUCCAACGUGGCGUGCAACGUUUGGGCCAGGAGAAGAGUAUAGUUUCAUUCGCUUACAAUGAAAUCGCUCCACGAGUGUGUUUGUUUGGCCGUCUGAUUGGGAAAAGUCUCGAGGCUCAACUUCUCAUCGCACUGUGGAACACGAUGCUCACGACUGCUGGAUUAUUGCUUUUGGAUCUGCCCGGGGCACCAUUCUUUUCCAUCCUCGUGUUUGUUUGCUCGUUUAUCCCACUUGCAGGAGUAAUUCUUUCAACAUUACCGAUGGGCAUGGUUGCCUUGUCUGAAUCCGGUGAGUUGUUUGAGGCAGCAACAGUUCAUGCCAUCGAGGCAUAUUUCUUGAAUCCUCAGAUCUACAGUUCAAAACUGAAGCUCCACCCCCUCCUAGUUUUGAUUGCACUGUAUGUGACGGAGCAUGUCUUUGGCAUUGGAGCUCUUUUCCUUGCAGUCCCGAUCACCGUGUUCGUUAUCAAGGUGUUGCUAGGAGAGGAUGACUCCCCUGAGGCUUGCUCGAGCCCCAAACCUGUUGAGCCUAGCAAGUAG